AUGAUCAUACUUCUGCCUCAAAAAAAAGCAAAUAUGUCCGCCUUCAAGCCGUUCAAGAUCCCAUCCCGCAAAGGAGCCAUUCCUAUCAUUGACCCCACCAGCGGAAUCGAGGUGAAUACACUCCAAAAUGGCGCUCAAAGUGACCCAAGUCGCCUUUUAGGGGCCCAAGAUAUUGCACCAACCUUUUCAAAACCCCCUCAAGGGGUGGUAGAAGAUCAAGUCAUCAUCAAUCAUGACAAGCACAAAGACAGAAAGGAACAGAGCCAAACUGUGAUAGAUUCUGGUCCCAUUAAUUCACUCCACAAUCACUCGCCCCGAAGUACUUCUUUCGAUGAUCUGGAACAAUACGUAUCAAACCUUCAGAUUUUGGAAGAGGACGGCAAUCAUGGAGGUCAGACAUUUUCUUCCCAGCACCUUUUAAAGGCUGGCUGGAAGCCAGAUAUCAAUGCCUCCGCUUAUAUCCCAUCAUAUCUUUGGGCCAUCCAACAGUCUCCUGCAAUGGAUAGAUUCUCUCAGCAAAUUAAUUCUAUUGAUUUUAAGUCUUAUAUCCAGAAAUUCGCAGGAUCAAACUAUCUAGAACCUGUCCUUCAAAUUCAACCAGAAAUCAGUGACGUGCAAGUCACAAUAUCGCGCCACCCAAAAAAUCUGUCGCUAAAUAAUUACCUUGAAUAUUUUUCUGAAUGCCUCAAGCUGGAAGCUUCCAGCCAUUCAGCGAUUUUACUGCCGUUAGUUCUCUUCAACACCACUCUCGAAUCGGCCGACGCGCAACAGCACCUCUAUAGGCUUCGAAUUCCAGGACUUAAAGAUAAUACUCCAAUACUGAAUCUUGGUGACGUUGUUAUCGUACGACAGAUAUUCCCCUUUUCCCAAAUAGCCCAGCAAGGACUGGAGUGGCUAUCUGAAAAUCAGUACGGACAAAAUGGCUCGAUUGCCCCUGGUUUUAAUGGAAUUCAAAUUUAUUCAUAUGUUUGGGGGAUUUCGAAGACCACCGAGACCGUUGUUCUUCGGGUCGAUGGAUUUUUUGCAACGUCUAAAUUCUGUAAUGUAUCCUUUACUGUGCAAGCUGAUUUAUACGUUGCCUUGGGAAGAGCAAUUCGGAAGGUCAAUAAUGACCUAAUGGUCCAGUCGAUGGAUUCUACUGAUAAUCUAGAUGGUGAAGACCCCAUCUGGACCAAGCGCAUGCUGUUUCCUGACGAACGACACUGCGUAACCCAGAAAACUCUACAUAAGGGGACCUUUGAUCGCAAAUGGAUUGACCUUCAAUUAAACUAUGAACAGCAAAAGGCAGUGGACUCCAUCGUAUCACGGAAUUACGGGAACGUCCCGUUUUUAAUCUCAGGAGUACCAGGAUCCGGCAAGACGAAGACCGUGGUUGAGUGCGCGCUCCAACUUCUUCAGUCUACCUCAGAGAUAGUGCCACACCUUCUUCUCUGUGCGCCGUCGAACCCCGCAGCCGACACGCUUGCAAUUCGGCUUUCUUCUCGUUUGAAGCCUCAUGAGCUAUUCAGACUGAACGGAUGGAAUAGGACCUUUGCUGAGGUCCCCAGCCAACUUCUUCCUUAUACAUACACAGAGAAUGAAAUUUUCUCCCUGCCUCCCUUUGAAACUAUUAUGAAAUAUAAAAUUAUCGUCACUACCUGCGCGGACGCAGAUAUGCUUGUCCAAGCUCGCCUAUCGAAUCAGGAUCUAAUGGAACUAGCCUUUGGCACCAUAUCUGCCGUGUCUCCCGGGCUUCAGGUAAGCAUGGAGAAGCUAAUCCACUGGACGGCACUUAUUGUCGACGAAGCAGCUCAAGCAACAGAACCAUCCGUUUGUAUACCAAUGACUGUCGUCUCGACGCCACCCACUAGUAUCACUAAACCGGGGAAGAAGACUAUGCUGCCCCUCUUUGUCAUGGCUGGUGAUGAACAUCAGCUAGCUCCACGAGUAUACAACUCUGAUACAGCCCUAUCAGUUUCUCUAUUUCAGCGACUAUUUAUGCGCCCAAUCUAUGCUAAUCACCCCCUAUCCCGAAGAAACAUUGGGCCCUACAAAAAACUUACAAAAUCGAUGCUUCCCAUACUUCGUCCGCCUUUCAUUAAUCUCACUCGAAAUUACCGUUCUCACCCAGCAAUUCUUGCGAUGCCUUCUGUUCUUUUCUACAGCGACACUUUAAUUCCAACUGCAACCCCCCCGCAUGCUCAGGGCCCAAUCCCUACAUGGCCAGAAUGGCGAAACCGGCGUCGCUGGCCACUGCUUUUCAACUGCAAUGCCUCACAGGAUCAAGUGGAAGAUAUCCUCACUUAUGGGCCAGGCACAGGGGUUUACAACGAUACGGAAGCAAAAAUUGCCCUACGCUACACUCAAUCAUUACUUGAACACGCAUCGACGAUAGAUUAUCUUUCAUAUUCGAAAUUCCCAGUCACGGAUCCUCCCCCAAAACCAAUAUCUCAGCAUGAAAUCGCCGUCAUAACGCCCUUCCUUGCGCAGGUAACCCAUCUUCGCAAACUAUUUCGAUCCCACAACCUUUACGACGUCAACAUUGGACCGCUAGAGGCUUUCCAGGGUCUGGAAAGUCGCUUUUUGAUUAUCUGUACAACGCGCACCAGGUCAGAUCAAAAAUUUCUGGAGACGGAUCAAUCGAGGGCCCUGGGUCUAGUUGGCGAACGACAGCGAUUUAACAUGGCAAUAACGCGAGCCAAAGAGGGCGUCAUCAUUAUUGGGAAUCCCAACGUGCUUGUGGGUACGGGAAAAGACGAGACAUGGCGCGCCUUUCUCGGCUUCUGUGCUCGAAAUGGAUGCUGGACGGUGGAACAGCAGGCAGAUCAGUCCACGAAGAGCACGUCGGAGUACUGGUUUCGAAUGCUGGGGGGAAGGGAUAAGAAUACUUUUGGAUUAAGCUGGAAUUUUGAUAUCUCAAAUAUUGGCUAUAUGAGUAGAUUAGAAAAGGCGCUUUUACAUAGUGAUUCCCUGGCGCAAAUGGAUGAUGUGGAUUCUGAUGAGGGUUUGGCUGGCAAAAGCAAGACCCGUCACCGGAAGUUGGGGGCGAUUCGUGAGGAAGAAGACUAUGAUUCUGCGAUGUGGACUGCCGGAUUGGCGGCUGAGGAAGUCCUUCGAGGUGCUUUGGACGAUGACUAUACUGGAUAG
Molecule: messenger RNA, 3126 nt
Organism: Ophidiomyces ophidiicola
Lineage: Eukaryota; Fungi; Ascomycota; Eurotiomycetes; Onygenales; Onygenaceae
Exons: 2
Coding region: 1-3126 (1041 amino acids)
Biological process (GO): regulatory ncRNA-mediated post-transcriptional gene silencing
Cellular component (GO): cytosol; P granule
Molecular function (GO): helicase activity
Source: RefSeq, a predicted model, not a curated record